Telopea speciosissima is the source of this 1204-nucleotide messenger RNA. RefSeq lists its product as uncharacterized. The coding region runs from base 89 to 556 and encodes 155 amino acids. The transcript has 2 exons. NCBI's taxonomy places the organism in Eukaryota, Viridiplantae, Streptophyta, Magnoliopsida, Proteales, Proteaceae. The record is from RefSeq and is a predicted model, not a curated record.
UUUUUUCCCCCUUUUCCUGGAAGAACACUGAGUUCCCCAAAGCCCGAAAGGACCUACGAGCAGUUUCCUGUCUUUCAAAGAAGCUUUGAUGGCAUUCACCAUGAGUUUGACCUCUUCAAGCCUCAUGAACCUCAGUCUUACUCCAAGAAUUAUAGUCUCACCUGGGAGGUGCAGAGCAAUUAAUUCGAGAUCCUCAAUUGGGUAUCUUAGUAUCCGAGCGGUACAAGAAAACCAGGGGCCAAGGAGGCUGGUUGAUAUAAUCCGGUUUGUGCCUGAGCUCUCAAGGAACUAUUUUAGAAGUUCAUCUCGGCGGGCAUUGUUUGGUGGGAUCUCCUUACUUGGUGGGUUUUAUGUAGCACAGACCAUCUCUCUUUCAUUUGGGGCUUUAGGAGUGAACGAUGUGAUUGCUGCUGUGCUAUGUGUUCUACUCACAGAGUAUGCAACUAGGUUCUAUUACGGCCGGCCGAAGGUAACUUUUCCCCUUGCCCUCCUGAACAAUUUUAAGAUGGGUUUUACCUAUGGCCUCUUCAUAGAUGCCUUUAAGCUUGCUAGUUGAGUCAAAAGUCAUCAACAAACAUUAUCAGUUAUCUAUCUCCCUUAUUUGAAAACGCAGAGAGAGAGAAUUUAUCCUGAUUAAUAACUUCACUAAUCAAGUGGAUUUGAUCUCUUGAACGCCCAAAUAUCCUGGCCUGGCCCUUAUGGUUCUAUCCUAUCGAAUAGAGAACUUUCUAUUUGAUUCCUUUCUGCAUUUAAUCUUACAUUUCGAUCCAAUACAUUCUAUUUCUGUACCUUCCAUAUCUCUCUUUCAUGGUUCAUAAAUUACUUACAAAAAUGAUUUCAAUAUGUGGCACACAGAUUUCUUUGUUCUCUUAUUUGAGACAUUGGUGUGAUGGAACACUAACAUGUCUCUCUCGCUCUUGGACUGUAAGAGCAAAACAUUCUAGUGGUAGUGGCAUUUUCCUGUUUCUGACUUUCGUUUUGUACAUGAUGAUGGCUACACUGAUAAGUUUUAUACAAUGAGAAACCAAUCAUUAGUCCUGAAUCUGUUCCGUGUUCAGUCCAACAACAAUGUGAGCUUUUAUUGAAGUAAAACUAUAUUGGUCUCUGGUAAUUAAAAUAUCGAAGAACAGCCCAUUGUUACCUGGAACCCUUUCUUGUUAUGGACUUAUAGUGAACCUGGACUAGAUGUCUUGCAGUCCAAAAA